Molecule: messenger RNA, 726 nt
Organism: Malassezia restricta
Lineage: Eukaryota; Fungi; Basidiomycota; Malasseziomycetes; Malasseziales; Malasseziaceae
Product: splicing factor 3A subunit 2
Exons: 1
Coding region: 1-726 (241 amino acids)
Biological process (GO): spliceosomal complex assembly
Cellular component (GO): U2 snRNP; catalytic step 2 spliceosome; U2-type prespliceosome
Molecular function (GO): nucleic acid binding; zinc ion binding
Source: RefSeq, a predicted model, not a curated record
AUGGACUUUCAGGACCGUGCAGGCAACAAGGGCGCGGGUCUCGCCAGUGCGAGCGACGCGGCAAGGGACCGUCGCGAGCGACUCCGCCGCCUCGCGAUGGAGACGAUCGACGUAUCUAAGGAUCCAUACAUUCUAAGGAACCAUCUUGGCAGCUUGGAGUGUCGACUGUGCUUGACGAUGCAUGCGAAUGAGGGCUCCUACCUCGCACAUACCCAGGGCAAGAAGCACCAGACGAAUUUGCAGCGCCGCGCCGCGAUGGAUGCACGCUCUAACGACGUGCACGGCCAAAAGGCUGCGACGGCCCUUCUUGCCCCUGCGCCCGAGAUGCCGAAAAAGACCUUUGUCAAGAUUGGUCGUCCAGGCUACAAGAUUACCAAGAUUCGUGAGCCGUCCACGCCUGACACGGAGGGCCGUGUAGGCCUGCUGUUCGAGGUCCACUUACCGGAAAUCAAGGACGGUGUCGUGCCACUCCACCGAUUUAUGAGUAGCUUCGAGCAGCGCAAAGAGGCGCCGAAUCGAGCUUGGCAGUAUCUCCUCGUGGCCGCAGAGCCAUACGAGACGAUUGCCUUCAAGCUGCAAAGCCGCGAAAUUGAUCGCUCACAUACCAUCAUUUUGCCUGGCACACCACUGCCGGAGCAGCACGACGAGCCAUGUACCUGGAGUCACUGGAACCACGUCGACAAGACCUAUACCAUCCAAGUGCUCUUUCGUCCCCUUGUAUCAUAG